Funneliformis mosseae is the source of this 201-nucleotide messenger RNA. Lineage: Eukaryota; Fungi; Glomeromycota; Glomeromycetes; Glomerales; Glomeraceae. The record is from the annotation of a GenBank genome assembly.
AUGGAAAACCGCACAGCUUUGGACGUACUAUAUAAGGCGUCCUCCCAAGAAAAAGAAAACACUCACAGACCAGAUUUCAUUUCUGGAAAAGAUGCAGGAACUAUUGGUGAAAAAAAUUAUGGAAAUGACAGAGAUGGUUCUUCUAUCUCGCCCAGCAAUAGUAAAUGUCACAUGUUCAAUACGGAAAAGGAUCUCACAUGA